AGCAGUUUGUUUUGCCUCUUCCAAGAAGACAUCAUACAGAAAUACUUCUACUUCCGCAGGGAAUCCAGCAGUUGAUUCCAAACACUUAAAUCUUAACCAGGAGUGCUUCUGUUGUGUGGAGAUUGUGUAGGACACAGGAUGAAGACCUCAACAGUAUUUGCCUCGGCCAUGGUGUUGGGACUACUCUUCUGUCCGCUGAGGAGCGCAGCGGUAGGUGGCUACCAGGGUGCCUCUCCGCACCCAUACAAAUACAACUCCAGCCCCAACGAGUCGGAACGCUUACCGCAGCAGCCACCACAGAACGGAUUUGUCUCCCGCCAAAUGGGGCCAGUAACGGCCGCUGACGAGGUUCUAGAAUCCAGCCAAGAAGCCCUACACGUCACGGAGCGCCGGUACCUCAAACUGGACUGGUGCAAGACUCAGCCUCUGAAACAGGCGAUCCACGAGGAAGGAUGCCUCAGCCGCACUAUAAUCAAUCGUUUCUGUUACGGGCAAUGUAACUCAUUUUACAUCCCCCGACACAUCUACCAAGAUGAUGGGGCUUUCCAAUCGUGUUCCACAUGUAAACCAAAAACAUUCACUACCGUCACCUAUACCCUCAACUGUCCAGGCCAGUCACCCAGCACCCAGAAGAAACGCGUCCAGCGCGUAAAGACUUGUCACUGCGCUUCCAUAGACCUGGAUUAGUUAAAGCCAGAAGGAAUGGACCCAUUUCGUAUAGUCUGUGUUGAUUAGCUUUCUACUGGAAUAACUCAAAUGAAUAGAGCGAGCGACCGAACAAAGCGUUAAAUCAAACGUGCUGUCAUUGCAAAAACCGAAUAUGCACGAGGGAGAAAAUAUCCAAUCUUAAUCCUAAAAGAGGAGAUCAAAAGAACGAAAACAAGGAACCAUGCAAAAAAACACUAAACGGGCAGCAAUGCCAACUCCAACAGACCCCCACCCCAGUGUAAUGUAUGGGACUAUAACGGCUGAUUUGGCAUUAUUGACUGGUUUAGCACAUUGUAAAAGGCUUAUAGCUUCGUGCUUAAUACUUUUUGAAUAUUUCUGGCUUGCGCAUAAUACAAAUAACAGUAUGUCUGUGGAGACCAGAAUGUUUGCGCAUAAUACAAAUAACAGUAUGUCUGUGGAGACCAGAAUGUUUGCGCAUAAUACAAAUAACAGUAUGUCUGUGGAGACCAGAAUGUUUGCGCAUAAUACAAAUAACAGUAUGUCUGUGGAGACCAGAAUGUUUGCGCAUAAUACAAAUAACAGUAUGUCUGUGGAGACCAGAAUGCUUGCGCAUAAUACAAAUAACAGUAUGUCUGUGGAGACCAGAAUGUUUGCGCAUAAUACAAAUAACAGUAUGUCUGUGGAGACCAGAAUGUUUGCGCAUAAUACAAAUAACAGUAUGUCUGUGGAGACCAGAAUGUUUGCGCAUAAUACAAAUAACAGUAUGUCUGUGGAGACCAGAAUGCUUGCGCAUAAUACAAAUAACAGUAUGUCUGUGGAGACCAGAAUGUUUGCGCAUGUAUGGCAUUUAAAUAUGGAGAAAACGCCACACAAUGUGUUCACUUUGACAUGGACUUGUUAACUGUUAUGAGCCAAAGUGGAGAGAAUAAGCAUUGUUUCCUUUUUUCUUUAAAAAAAAUACAUCUUUAUUGAAAUUUUUCACAUUUUACAAUUAUAAAUAGUUCACAAAUACAAUUUUUAAAGUUUCACAUCAAUACAUUUGAGGUCAUAAUCACAUGAUUUACAGAUGUAAUAGUGUUCAACUGAUUUCUUAUUCUUUUUAGUUCUGUUGUUGAUUUGUAAAAAAAAAAAAAAAUGUUUGAACAAAAAGUUGUUUUGAGGUCAAAAUGCAUCAUUUCUUCCAAAUGUCACUAAGUAUCAUUCUCAGUGGACACACUCACUUCAGGAACUCUUGAGGAGUUUGUUGUCAAUGAAUGUUGGCAAAUCAUUUAAAACCUGCAUUGUUAGACGUCACUUGACGUUCAUGCUAUUGUAUUAUUUAUGUACAGUAUAUAAAGUGGUUGGUGAAUAAACUGGUAUUUGUA
Molecule: messenger RNA, 2033 nt
Organism: Oncorhynchus kisutch (coho salmon)
Lineage: Eukaryota; Metazoa; Chordata; Actinopteri; Salmoniformes; Salmonidae
Product: gremlin-1
Exons: 2
Coding region: 139-687 (182 amino acids)
Biological process (GO): animal organ morphogenesis
Molecular function (GO): receptor ligand activity; BMP binding
Source: RefSeq, a predicted model, not a curated record